AUGUCUCCGAAGCGACCUCUAACGAACCAGCCGAUCAUAUGGGCGGAGUCACGACAAGAGGUAUGCGAGUCUUUCGACUGGUUCAGAAGCUACCAAGGCGGCGUGUACUUCAACAACGACAUGGUCAAGGGAUACCUGCUCAGCGCAUUUUCGUCGGGUCGAGACUUGUUCGCCCGCGACGGUCGCCUCAUCAUAUCCCAUGGUGGCGGUAAGGCCGAGAGUGUCCAUACCAAGGCUGGUCAACACACAGUGCGCGAAGCCGACGACCAGCACGAAGAAGACAAAUCUGUCCGCGCCCUGCUUCGCACCUACCAGAUGAAGCGACCGCUGGUCCUCAUCAUCGACGACCGAUAUGCGCUCUUCCCAUACGACCUCGCGACGAAGGGGUAUACGUAUGUUGUGCUCGGUUUCUACCACAUCGCGCACGCUUGGGCCGAGCGUCACCCUGCGCGCAAUGGCAAGGGCUACGUGAUUCGCUACAAAUUUGCCUUCGAGUGGUGCAAGAAGCAGCCGGAGCCGUGGUGGCUCAAGGGCCCGGACGGCCUCGUCCCGCCUGACACUGCGCACCACCCCGCCGCGACAUACACCUGCCCGUCAUGCCAGAAGCUGUCUCCACUCUUGUACGAGGGAGCGUGGAUGUGCUUGCAGGCAAACUGUCAGAGUUUCUGGACGCGUAUGGACGGCUCUCGCCCUCCCGAAGACCUCACGUAUGACUCGAAUUUCGUGAACUCGUCCUUCCAAUGCGAGCACGGGACCUUGGAGGACAUCGCACCGCUGCCGCCCGCCACGGGGGCCGCAGAUGGAGUGAUCACCAGUCGUCGCUUCUGCAAGGGGUGGCACUGCAAGAAGUGUGGACGGCUCUCUUCCAGGUACAAAUGGGAGCACUGGGAGUGCAAGAGCUGCGGGAACACGUUGCAGGUCUCGGGCAAGCAUCGGUCCUAUAAGGAGUUUUGGGGCCAGACCAACACGGACAAGUUCAUGCAUCAUAAGGUGUCCCCCGAUUCAGGCAUUAUCGUGAGCACUCUGACCCCAUACAGAGCGGGAAACGCAAAGAGUCACUAUCAUACGUACAUUUUACCGGAGAACAGGGGACGCAUAUACUUGAUCCUGGCAAACCACUCGACAAACGAAACCGCCAACGAGAUUUUCCGGGAAUACCAAGAACAGGCGCAUUCCGGAGAGCUUCGCUUCAGACGGUGGCCGCUGAGACAACAUCAGUGCCGUGGGACUCUCCUCACCAACUACUUUUCGCAAAACAGUGACUGGGGAGCCGUACCAGGUACGGAAUGUCCGCUCGCAUAUAUCCGCGUCGUAUUCAUCAUCAUGCAGUACGUUGGCGGAACUGACAACACUGUGCCCUUCGAUGGCGCCCCUUCGGCUGUGGUGAAGGCCCGCGACCUGAUCCAUUCGCGCAUGCUCAGUGUCAUGCAGGCGGAGAGCGGUCAGUAUUGCUUCAACGAAGUUCUCAGCGCGGCGUACAUGGAGAAACAGAAGAUGGCGGGAGACAUCCUGAUCAUGGAUGGGGCGGCUAUCCAAGAAUACUACGAGCAUACCGUUGUCCCGCUGAACUUCCGCAUCGCUGCAACGGCUCGAUUCAUCGGCGCCCAGUAA
Messenger RNA from Trametes versicolor FP-101664 SS1, 1611 nucleotides. RefSeq lists its product as uncharacterized. Lineage: Eukaryota; Fungi; Basidiomycota; Agaricomycetes; Polyporales; Polyporaceae. Bases 1 to 1611 code for a protein of 536 amino acids. The transcript is spliced from 12 exons. The record is from RefSeq and is a predicted model, not a curated record.